AAAAUUUCGUUCCCCAAACCCCAUGAAAAGGGGAUAACCAAAUUGAAGUGCAGCCAUUGAUGGCGCUUCAAUCCUUCACCCUCAAACUCUCUCCAUUUUUCAUUCUCCGGUCGCUCGCCGGAGCUCCAAAUGCUUCGAAACUCCACUUCCAAUACCGCCGCCUGCCGCGGUUCCCGGCGAGGGCGUUUAAUUCAACGGCCGGCGCCGCCGCGCUGGAGCCGGCCACCGCCACUCCUGAUGAAAGCAAAGCUGUGAAGCCGCUUCAAUGGAAAGCAGCCAUAGAUUUCAAGUGGAUUAGGGAUAACACGGAAGCGGUUGCGGCGAACAUCAAGAGCCGCAACUCGAAUGCUAACCUCGACGUUGUUCUUCAGCUUUAUGAGAAAUUGUUGAAUCUUCAGAAGGAGGUAGACAGGCUUCGUGCCGAGAGAAAUGUAGUUGCAAACAAGAUGAAGGCGAAGUUGGAACCUACCGAGCGUCAGAAACUGAUCGAAGAAGGAAAGAAUUUGAAGGACGGGCUUGUUAAUCUUGAAGAAGAUCUGCUGAAACUAACCGAUGAACUUCAAAAGGAAGCGCAGUCAGUGCCAAAUAUGACUCAUCCCGACGUUCCAAUAGGAGGAGAAGAUUGCUCGGCAGUGAAAAAACUGGUUGGCGAGCGCCGUGAAUUUAGCUUCACCAUUAAAGAUCACAUGCAGCUCGGAAAAGAUUUGGAUUUGUUCGAUUUCGAUGCUGCUUCCGAGGUGAGCGGUUCGAAAUUCUACUACCUGAAGAACGAAGCCGUGUUAUUGGAGAUGGCACUUAUCAACUGGGCGGUGUCGGAAGCCAUGAAAAGGGGCUAUACACCUCUUACGACGCCGGAACUCGUUCGAUCGUCGGUGGUUGAAAAAUGCGGCUUCCAGCCGCGCGGCACCAACACACAGGUCUAUUCAAUCGACGGCACGGAUCAGUGCCUGAUCGGUACAGCCGAGAUUCCGGUUGGUGGAAUCCACAUGGACUCGAUUCUCCCUGAAGCGUCGCUACCUCUGAAAUACGUUGCCGUCUCCCAUUGCUUUCGAACUGAAGCCGGGGCUGCCGGCACUGCGACUCGGGGGCUUUAUCGCGUCCACCAGUUUAGCAAAGUCGAGAUGUUCGUCUUGUGCCAUCCCGACGACAGCGAUUCGUUCCACGGAGAACUUAUCGGAAUCGAAGAACAGCUCUUCUCGUCGUUGGGGCUUCAUUUUAAAAUAAUGGACAUGGCGACGGAGGAUCUCGGCGCGCCGGCCUACCGGAAAUUUGACGUCGAGGCAUGGAUGCCGGGUCUGGGUCGAUACGGCGAGAUAUCGAGUGCUUCGAAUUGCACGGACUACCAAAGCCGGAGGCUGGGGAUUCGGUUUCGGCCGGAAUCGGGCGGCGGGAAGAAGGGGAAGGGGAGCUCCGGCGGUGGUGCCGCCACUCGGUUCGUUCAUACGCUGAACGCGACUGCGUGUGCGGUGCCAAGGAUGAUGGUGGCGCUGCUGGAGAACUACCAGGAAGAAGAUGGGUCUGUUGUUAUACCUCAGGUAUUGAGGCCUUUCAUGGCUGGCCUUCAUCUCAUUUCCCCUAAAUCCAAACCCUAAUUUUAAUUUUUUUCGAUUUUAUUUAUUUUAAAUUUUGUUUUCUAUGUUUGAUUCGAUGAUUUUUGGUACUGUGUUAUAUAUAAGUCGCAGUUUUCAUUGAAAUUUCUAAAAGAAAAUUUGAAGUUGAAUUAUGUAG
This is a messenger RNA of Andrographis paniculata, 1728 nucleotides long. RefSeq names its product serine--tRNA ligase, chloroplastic/mitochondrial. Gene Ontology annotation, biological process: mitochondrial seryl-tRNA aminoacylation. Gene Ontology annotation, cellular component: mitochondrion. Gene Ontology annotation, molecular function: ATP binding; serine-tRNA ligase activity; tRNA binding. The record is from RefSeq and is a predicted model, not a curated record. The coding region runs from base 60 to 1592 and encodes 510 amino acids. The transcript is spliced from 9 exons. Lineage: Eukaryota; Viridiplantae; Streptophyta; Magnoliopsida; Lamiales; Acanthaceae.